CACCCUGACACACACAUAUACAUUCCCACCCUUGUUUGUGUAUAUUGUGUAAUAAAUACUAAUUCUUGGAUUCUAUGUUUGCUAUCUGAUAAUUCGAACUCGAAAGUAGAUAUGAAUCCAUUUCUUCAAACACCCACAGAGAAGAGUUCAGACUGGAGUCAAUCAUUGCAAGCAAGCUAGGGGAGAUUGACGUCUGCUUCUUUCUAGUGUCAGUGUUAAAACAACACAUGAAAAUGUGACAAAAAAAAAAAAAAAAAAAGAAGCAAGGGAGACUACUUGGCAUGCGCUUAUUUCAAAAAGGUCAACACAUUAGAGAGGAAAGCCACAAGAAUUGGGCGCAACGAAAACUAAUUAAACACCGACCUCUUUAAGGGCUUAGGAUGCGCAAUCUUUGGCGGACAUAGGUCCAGUUGACUGAGACGUCCCGAUUUAUAUUUUGUAAAAAUUCUGAGGGUUCAAUUUGUUGACUUCGAGUGACUUACAGAAACUGGAUCGACACUACUAGGGGGCUGCAUCAAUAAUGUAAUACUAUGCAAAUAGAGGAUUAAUUUCGUAUGACGACCAAAGUGGUUGAGAGGUUGAUUGAAGUCAUUCAGUUAUAAUGAGACGGUAAUAUCCAGUGGAUCAGUCACACAAAUCUGCCAAGGAUGAAUAACAAAGUGGAUUGUAUGGAUGAAGAGGUCACUCAUCCAACUGGACAAUGGACAGAGUUAAAGACCACGGACUUAUCUCAGAGAAAGAAAGAGAAUCAAGUAGAGGCUUUGUCCAAUAACACCGGCAUCCCAAGCAAAGAGAAUGAAGCAGUCGGCCCAGGGAAAGCUCCGUUCUUUUGUUCCUGCCGCUUCGGCUUGUCCAUCAUCUCAUGUUUGGGCUUCAUCAACCUGUACGCCCUGAGGGUCAACAUGAGCGUGGCCAUGGUGUGCAUGAUCAACCAGACGGCCUUGGCCUUGAUGAAGGAGGACCACAGCGCUAACGUCACGAGGGUCAACGCCAGGCCCACUACUUGUGACGGGGCUGAGAGGAGCUCCAAUUCUUCAGGCUCGCCAUUACAAGAAGAUGGAGAGUUCGCCUGGCCCAAAGAAGUGCAAGGUCUAAUCUUGGGUUCCUUUUUCUGGGGCUACCUGACAACUCAAGUUUUUGGAGGGUGGAUAUCUCAACGUUUUGGCGGGAAGCACGUAUUUGGUUGGUCCAUGUUCGUGUGUGCUGUGGUGACGUUGCUCAUGCCUGUGGCUGCCAGAUGGAGUUACAUUGCUCUAAUUGUGACCAGGAUUAUAGCUGGAACUUGCCAGGGCUUCGUGUGGCCAGCCAUGGCAGUGUUAUGGGCAAGAUGGGCUCCUCCAUUGGAAAGAGGAAUUCUCUGCAGCAUAUGUUAUGCUGGUUCUCAAAUUGGUAAUGUUUUAACUUUUCCCAUUGCCGCAUCACUUUGUGAGUACGGAUUUGAUGGGGGUUGGCCAGCAGUUUUUUAUGUACUAGGUGGUCUAGGAGUUGUCUGGUUCGCGGCAUGGAUGUUCUUUGUGUUCGACUCUCCAGACAUUCACCCGAGAGUUUCAGACCGAGAGAAAGUUUACAUCAAGGAGAGUUUAGUCGGAAACAUGUCCACCUCCAUGGAGGACAAAGGCAGCACACCCUGGGUGUCCAUCUUAUUGUCCAUGAAAGUGUGGGCCAUUGUGGUCAGCCAUACUUGUGCCAACUGGGGUACAUAUACCUUCCUAACGAACAUGCCAACUUACUUGAGAGAAGUUCUGUAUUUCCCAGUACAAGCGAAUGGUGCAAUAUCCGCACUACCCUAUGUAGGAUUUUUUAUAGUCAUCAAUGUCUCGGGGUUAAUCUUUGAUGGUGUUCUGUCCAGAAAUUUAAUAUCACGAACUAUGGCAAGAAAAAUAGGAAAUACGCUAGGUUUACUGAUGCCCGGGAUCUUUGUGCUAGGGGUGGGUUACUUGGACUGCAGCCAGGCCAGUGGUGCGGUUACUCUGCUGGUCAUCGGCGUGGCCAUGAGUGGGUGCCAGUACGGGGCUGGCUUUCUCACCAACCCGGCUGACAUAGCCCCGAGGUUCGCUGGCGUCAUCUUCGGGUUGUCCAACACUUUUGCCACGCUGCCGGGAUUUAUCGCCCCGACAGUCAUUGGCUACAUCACUACAAAUCAAACGCAAGCUCAGUGGCAAGUGGUCUUCUACAUAGCCAGCGCCAUUUACGCCUUCGGGGCCGUGUUCUUUAUCAUCUUCUCUUCAGGGGAGAUUCAGGAGUGGGCCAAAGAGAAGCAGGAUGUUGAAAACAGCGAUAUAGCCUCUGGCAAAGACAACCUUGGCGCCGACAUUGAACUAAAUGGCGUAGAGUCAGGUGACUCAAAGUCAGAAAAACAAGGCUCAAGACUGUAAUGGGGAGUGAAGACUUGGUGGACAAAGGAUAUGCUACUACUUGCCAUUCAAUAUGGAUGUUACGGCCAAAACCCGAAGUGUGGCCGUUUCGCGAAUUGACCGAUUUCUGGUUUAGGCCCUAACAUGGAAAUUGUUCGAGCCCAGUGGUGCCCAACAUUUUUAGGUCUUGGGGUCUCCCAUUAAUGUCUGACCCAUAUGUCACGUCUGGGGGGUCUCCCAUUAAUCUCUGACCCAUAUGUCACCUCUGGGGGUCUUCCAUUAAUGUCUGACCCAUAUGUCACGUCUGGGGGUCUCCCAUUAAUGUCUGAUCCAUAUGUCACGUCUGGGGGUACCUCAUUAAUUUCUGACACAAAUAUCACAUCUGGGGGGGGGGGUCCCUCAUUAAUUUCUGACCAAUAUGUCACAUCUGGGGUCCCUAAUUCAUUUCUGACCCAUAUGUCACAACUGGGACUCCCUCAUUAAUUUCUGACACGCAUCUCACGGACUUCUUUGCUAUAGAACUGAGCUUCUGUAGCUUCACUUUGCAUUGUGGGAAAGUGUCACGUCACGAGCCAGAUGUCGCCCGCGGGCCGUGGUUUGGGCAUCACUGAUCAUUUUGAACAAAAAUGUUGUAAGCAUACGUAAAGCAUUAAAUGAAUUUCAGAUCACUUGAAUUACUCACAGCUGUUACUUAGCUGAAAAAUAGGCUUUAGAUUUUUAUUCCCUUCUUGAAGUAUAUAUUUACGACAAUAAGAUCAGUCUUAAGUCAACACUAGUCAAAGUCAGACUGAUGCGCUCCCUAGUCAUGGCCACCUUCUUUUAUGCUUGCGCGUCUUGGACGCUGACUGCAGAGCUAGAGAGGAGGAUCCCAGCAAUGGAAUAGAGGUGAUACAGAAGGAUCCUAGGUAUCACAAUUAAAGGCCGCAUCACUAACGAAGAGAUUGAUGAAAGCGUUACUAGAGCGAUAUGAUCCAACGAUGACCUGCUACUAUUUAAAAAAAACGGAAAUCAAAUCUUUAAGGCCAUAUUACAAGGUCUCUCGAGGCUUGCAAAGACCUUCCUUCAGAGAACAGUACCAGGGAAAGGAAGGAAAGAUAAACCGGGAAAGCGAUGGAAAGACAACAUAAAAGAAUGGACGGGCUUGCCAUUGAAAGAGGUUUUGAACGAUGCUAAAGACAGAGAGGAAUGGAGAAAAAUGGUUGACAAAUCUUGUGUGGUGCCCCAUCGGUCCAACAGACUAAGGGAUAGGUGAAAGUGAAGCUUAAAAACUCAAAAGAGAACAGAAAUAAGAGUCUGGAAUGAGCUUAUUAUUUUGUGCUCAUCAGUUUGUUCCACAUUGAAACUACUGUGAUUCGAUUGCAUUUAAACAUACGAUAUUAAAUUACUAUCGACAUUCAUAUGCUUUGUGUAUUAAAAAAAACGUACAAAUGUAUGAUGUGUUCGUGUGUGUGUAACUCAAUAUAUAACUGAUAUUAAAUAUGUUCGGAUUUUAACCAAAUCAAUAAGACUGUGUUUUUGUUAAAGAUAACCAGUGUGUGUGUGUUUAUGUCUGUUUCUGUGUGAACUGUUUUUUUCUUCUUAUUUUGAUUUAAAAAAUGAAUCAAUACGAAUCAAUAAAGCAAUCUAAUCUUA
Molecule: messenger RNA, 3986 nt
Organism: Biomphalaria glabrata
Lineage: Eukaryota; Metazoa; Mollusca; Gastropoda; Planorbidae
Exons: 12
Coding region: 648-2375 (575 amino acids)
Biological process (GO): monoatomic anion transport; transmembrane transport
Molecular function (GO): transmembrane transporter activity
Source: RefSeq, a predicted model, not a curated record